Molecule: messenger RNA, 933 nt
Organism: Candida dubliniensis CD36
Lineage: Eukaryota; Fungi; Ascomycota; Pichiomycetes; Serinales; Debaryomycetaceae
Exons: 1
Coding region: 1-933 (310 amino acids)
Source: RefSeq, a predicted model, not a curated record
AUGUUAGGGUUUUCCUACAAAAAAAUACAUACAAAAAAAAAAAAUACAUACAAAAAAUACAUACAAAAAAUACAUACAAAAAAUUGCCAUACAAAAAAAUACAUACAAAAAAUUACCAUACAUUUUUUCCCAUACAAAAGAAAUCACAUACAAAAAAUUACUAUGUAUUUCGCGCAUACAAAAAAUUGCCAUACAAAAAAUUACUAUGUAUUUCGCACAUACAAAAAAAAUACACACAAAAAAUUGCCAUACAAAAAAAUUACUAUGUAUUUCUCACAUACAAAAAAUUACUAUGUAUUUACACACAAAAAAUUGCCAUACAAAAAAUUGCCAUACAAAAAAAAUGUUAGUAUUUUUUACACGCAAAAAAAUUACUAUGUAUUUCUCCCAUACAAAAAAUUACCAUACAAAAAAAAAGUUAGUAUUUUUUACACGCAAAAAAAUUACUAUGUAUUUACACACAAAAAAUCACAUACAAAAAAUUGCCAUACAAAAAAAUUACUAUGUAUUUCUCGCAUACAAAAAAAUACAUACAAAAAAUACAUACAAAAAAUUGCCAUACAAAAAAACAAUACAAAAUUACCAUACAUUUUUUCUCACACAAAAAAAUCACAUACAAAAAAUUACUAUGUAUUUCUCGCAUACAAAAAAUUGCCAUACAAAAAAAUUACUAUGUAUUUACACACAAAAAAUUACCAUACAAAAAAAAAGUUAGUAUUUUUUACACGCAAAAAAAUUACUAUGUAUUUCUCCCAUACAAAAAAUUACCAUACAAAAAAAAUACAUACAAAAAAUUACCAUACAUUUUUUCUCACACAAAAAAAUCACAUACAAAAAAUUACUAUGUAUUUCUCGCAUACAAAAAAUUGCCAUACAAAAAAAUUACUAUGUAUUUCUCCCAUACAAAAAAUUGCCAUACAAAAAAAAUGUUAG